AGUUAUUCUGUCGUGUUCCAUACCCGAGACAAGGGUACCAGUCGCUCGUCGGUUGUUGCCGUCCAACCCGGGGCCAGCAAAGCUCCUAAGAAGCAAAGCAGAGUUUUGUGUGGUUUCUCCCCUGCUCCUCCCUUCUCCUACUUGUCUCCUAGAAGGGAGACGAGCAGAAUCCCAAAUGUUACGCUGGCUUGCCCAUUUCGUCCAAGUGGUUGGCUGUGGCAGUGGCUGUCAAGAGAGAUGCAAGAUCUCGCGAUAUAUGGCAUAUACACUAUCCGAUUCGCUCGAUGCUUUUACUCCGGGCAACGCGCCGAGACAGCCGGAUACCACCGCCGACCAACCGCCGCUUGGUUUCCGAAGAUGGUGGUGUGCGUGUAUGUGUGUCGUGGUUGCAGCCCUUCUUCUUCCCCGGCUUCUGAGGGCUGGCUAGUAAUACGAUUUGUCACGCGGAAAGGCCAAUAUCCUCCGUGUGUCCCGUAUCCUUGA
Molecule: messenger RNA, 483 nt
Organism: Colletotrichum tamarilloi
Lineage: Eukaryota; Fungi; Ascomycota; Sordariomycetes; Glomerellales; Glomerellaceae
Exons: 1
Source: RefSeq, a predicted model, not a curated record